Messenger RNA from Heterostelium album PN500, 1080 nucleotides. RefSeq names its product protein tyrosine phosphatase family protein (gene ptpB). NCBI's taxonomy places the organism in Eukaryota, Evosea, Eumycetozoa, Acytosteliales, Acytosteliaceae. Gene Ontology annotation, molecular function: protein tyrosine phosphatase activity. The coding region runs from base 1 to 1080 and encodes 359 amino acids. The transcript is spliced from 7 exons. The record is from RefSeq and is a predicted model, not a curated record. Gene Ontology annotation, biological process: protein dephosphorylation.
AUGUAUCUUACAAAACAACCCUCUCAUUCAUUCAAUAGAAAUAUUCCAUUCAAUCAUCCAAUUCACCAAUCUUAUCUUAUUAACCCUCAUUGCACAACAGGAUCUUUAAGUAAAACAAAGUUAGACGACAUCAACAACUCUAGCACCACUACAACCUGUUCAACUUCUACCACUACAACUUCGACUCUAGCAGACAGCAUCGAAAUGGAUGAUAUUAAUACCUUUGAGAUCAAAACCUCUAACAUUAGAGAUCACAUUAACAAAUUUGUUUAUAACCAUGGAGUUGAAAAGGAAUUUAAUUAUAUUGAAAAGAAAACAGAAAAGGAAAUUUUACAUGGAGACUUUAAAACAGCAUUAAAGGAGGAGAACAAGAUGAAGAAUAGAUAUAGUAAUGUUUUGCCACCCGAACAAUAUAGAGUACCAAUUUCAGUUGAUUCCGAUGAUGAAGAUGCAACCGAUUACAUUAAUGCAAGCUAUAUUUCCGAUCAGUAUAGCAAGGAGAAGAAAUACAUUUGCACUCAGGGUCCACUUGAAAACACUUUUAAUGAUUUUUGGAGAAUGGUUUGGGAGGUAAAGAGCAACGUAAUCGUAAUGCUAACGAGAGAAGAAGAGAACAACAAGAAAAAGUGCGACAGAUACUGGAUUGAAACUGGAAGCAAGGAUUACGGAAACUAUAGAUUACAUUUUGAAACAGUUAUUACUCUAAAUGAGCUGAUACAGAGAUAUUUUGUUAUUGAGAAUAUUGAGACAAAAGAAAAAAGAAAAUUAGUUCACUACCAAUAUAUUGCUUGGCCAGAUCACGGUACUCCAGUUUCUAUUAAAGGAUUUUUAAGUUUAAUUCAAGCAGUUGAUAAAGAUGUAAAAACAGGUCCAAUUAUUGUACAUUGCAGUGCUGGUAUAGGAAGAUCAGGUACUUUUUGUGUUGUUCAUUCAGUAGUUAACUAUAUAAAGCUAAGUCAAAGACCUGGAAUGGUUCAAACAAAAGAGCAAUAUAGAUUUUGUUAUUCGGCUAUUGCUGAGGGAACCAGUCUGGAGCAACUACGCAAGGGCAGGAGAUCACUCUCUUACUCAAUUAAUUAA